CCCCUGCCUGGGGUUUAUUGUGCAGUGUACUGACCAUUAUAAAUGCUAUAUACGUGUAUUGGUAUACAUACAUCACUAUAUUAUUAUUGAUAAUUAUUAUAAAUGCAUGUGGUGUAUUAUUUAUAACAGAUAUAUAGAUUCUCGUAGAAUUCUAUUUACCUUGGUAUUAUAUGAUGGUUUAGUUUCCUAGUGUAAUGGUAUUAUGCGUGUAAAUAUUAAAGGUGAAAAAAAAACGUGUAUACAUGUAUUUGAACACACGGCUGUACUCGACUCAACGAAAGCCAUUUUAUGAACGUGCUUUAAUACGCUCUCACAUACCUGUACUAAGACGGAACAAGAACAAGGAUGUAAACGCUGAUGACGUUUUUGUCUGCCAACACAUGGGGAAAUAAAGCAGAAAUGGUGUAUAUGUUGCAGUACAUGUGGUACAGGUGGUCUGGUAGAGAGUGCUCGCGCUGGUCUAUAUGUUGCAGUGUUUGUGAUACAGGUGGUCUGGUAGAGAGCGCUCACACGACAUCUGUUUGUAAUCACCAUCAUUAUUAAAUUUUACCUGACGUCAGCGUGAGAAAAAUGAGCAUAAUGCAUUCUGUUCAAUUGUUCAGAAGUUAUUGAAUUUGACCGACCAAUGCAGACUGUUAACACUAUUGAUUACUUUUAUCUUCAUGUGUGGCAAGUGGUUGAAUGAGCUGUGUAUAUUCUACGGUUUAAUAAUGACCGUAGCACAAGUUAAAAACCCGUGUCGCCAUGGAGGAGGAACUUUUUCGUUUUACUUCGUGCACAUGUGUCUAUUGCGGUUCGUAUAAUGUGUUUGACUUAUAGUAAUAAUAAACCGAAUUUUAAGUGGCAUAACUGCACAGCAAGUUAGUACAACCGAUGAGUUGUGAGCCGUCCAAGCCAGCGAGUGUUUUGAAAGUGUUUUAAUGUCAUGUGUAAAGAAAACCAGCGGGUCAGCGCGCAUACCGAGCGAGUCGCAUUUCUGAAGACCGAAAUAGGACGGGGCGAAAACCGGUUCUGAAUGGCUGAGGGAUAUUUAUUAAGUCAUGCAUUGUGAACACGGAGCUUUACAGUUGGCGAGCGAGACCGGGUAGCUUUAGAGCCUGUUGAGAGCUAGAGAGAGAGAGAGAGAGAGAGACACCAGCUCUUAAACACCAGCGUGUUUUCGGGAACAACCAGCCAACGAGGAGGCGUAGUUUGGCCGAAGACGUUCAUUCAGUACUGGACGGUGUUGUUUUGGUUUUUUCUUCUGUUUAUUGUAACAAAAGGUUGGCCGGCCCGAUCCGAAGUUUGUUUGGGAAGAAGUUUAAAUGAGUCACGUCUGCUAAGGGAAUGUGGCCAGCACCACGACGUCACACUCGGUGAUCACAAAUCUAGCUACUCCCCUUACACAAAUGGCACAUGAGGUCAGAAGGAAUACCGCGAGCAGUGCUGCUUGACAGCCAAGCGCGUUGUGGAUAACGUCACAGUUUCAGUGGAUCGGGUGUUGCCGGUCGUGUUCCGUCUGUGGUGUUGUUGUUGUUGUUGUUGUGUGAAGACAAACAGACAGAUUUACAAUUAGUGGACGUAAAAAACCAAAAACAAAUCCACCAUGGUUCAGGAGAAGGAAGAGGCCAUGUUAAAGCGGCGUGUGUUGUACAUUGGAAGUUCUGUUCCGCUCGAGACUUCAGAUGGCUUGGACGCCAUACAGCAGCCGCUACGAGAACGCUACCCGGCCAACGAUGACUCGAAUCUUGAGGGAAUUAUGUCCUUUCUCACCAUUCUGCCCAGCGGGCUACAGCUUCAGUAUGAGAACGAACCCGGGACGAUAAUAUGGUUUCCCAUUACGUCUUUGACAUUGUGUGCCGCGGUCAGGUGUAUCACUACCAUAAACACUGCCACCGCAGAAAGAGUCGCAAAGUUUGUUUCUCUAAGUUCGCCGGCUGCGGGCGGCUCCAAUGCCAAGAGGCCCGCUAUAUUCACGGCAAUAACUCGCAGAACUACAGGUAAGAGGGUACUCGAAUGUCACGGCUUUGUGUGCGGUGCGGCCAAGGAUGCCCUGGACCUUGUCCGGGCAACAUCUAUGGCCGACAGACUUUCAAAAGGAAAACUCAAUGGAUCGGUGCUGCAGCACCAGGUACCCGUAACGCAGACACGCUCCAUGGGGCUGGAGAGUGCGCCACAUUCAGAAAACACCACCCCGCGGUCUACCCCUUCACACGAAUACUCUGUUCGCCUGGUGCAAGGCGAGUAUCACAACGGCGCUGCUCCUGAGUUCUUUGGCAAUCCACCUCAGCACGGGUACUUCUACAGCACCAAGCCACAGCAGGUUAAGAAAUACAAUGUGGAAAAACUGUCUGACCCGGAACCAGAAAGACUGCAGGCAGCCUCUUCGACUCCCGUGACCCACCCAAUGUUCAGAGCGGCAACUCUCGGUCCGCGGCUGUCUACCCAAAGCAGGGCCCCCACCGUGGCAUCGGUUCCCAUGAGCGCCACCAUGACACUCCCACCUCCACCUCCACGGCCCGUCACCAUACCCGUCAGGGUGGUCACCCCUCCGAUGCAGCACGCCCCUCCGCCGCCUGUGGCUGCAGUGAGACCUAGGUUCUUCUCGCCGCCGCCGCCGAUGAUGCGCCCCAGGAUGGUUCCACGACCCCAGGACCCGUUCGUGUUCAUGCCGCCGCCGCCGGUGUACGUCGACCAGCCGUACGUGGUGAGGAGGUCGCACCGUCGCCGUGGGUCAGCAUCGUCGGGGUCGCACUCUUCUAGGUCGUUUUCGCCGCCGAGGAACGGACACGACGAGACGUUCGCGAAGCGGACGAUGAACGGCGACGCCGACGCCUCCAGCGAGGUGAGUUCCCGACCACGAACACCUCCGACAGACUACGAAGGCAAGACCGGAUUUCCACGAACGCGGAUCAGCAGACGCGAGCAGUUCGAGCUACGACAACGUCCAAUGCCGCCGGGGCCGUUCUACCCGCACCCUAUGCACCCCUACGACUACUACGUGUACCCGCCCAACAGAUACUCUUACAUGCCUUUCUACGCGACCAGACCCAGGUCGAUGCCGCCGCCAACUGAUCGAGGGAAGAAACCUGACAAGAAGAAAGGCCGCAAGAAUAAGAAAGACAAAAAGUCUAAACGGCGUGUGUACGGCGCCCCGAGUGACAUAUCAACGGACAGCAUUGGAUACCAGUCCGAGAUACCAGCCAACAUGAUGGACAAAACUAGUCACAGGAUCCCCCGAGACUUCAGAAGGUUCGAAAACCAACACAAAAAUGAGAGAGCGUUUUCUAGCAGUCUUGCCAAAGAAGGACGUUAUGGGACGGUGGACGAAUCUCACUCGGCCUACUCGCUGAACGAACACAUGGCUAGCAGGGGCAGGGAUGGGGAAGGAGAGUUCAAUCUGUAUUAAACAUAACGCGAAGAUGUAAGAUGUAUUUCUAACAUGGAUUAAUAAAGGAUGUGUAUGUUCUAACAACAACAACUAUGCAGUUUGUGGUUUAUCAGUACUAAAAAAAAAAUUAAUAAUAAUAAAAAAGGGUUUUGCUUAUGGCCCUGUCUGGAAUUUCCGUGAAUGAGAAUUGCAUUUUGUUCUAAUGUUUAGACGUGGCCUAGAGCUCUUCAAACACAUUUACUUUGUGAAGUAACUCUCUCGUCACUGACGUGACCCGCGGGGCUGCUAGAAAGGUCACCUGCUCAGAUGUGUGUUACCAAUUACCUCAGGUGUCUCGUUCGCGUAUUCUCACCACUCGCUCCGUCGUUCUCGGUCGUUGGAAAGGGAUCACAUGUUUGAGACCAGCAAGCCGUGGCCUUUUCCGUUGGACAGGUUGGCAAAGUAUUUUAACGAAUAUUACGCUAAACCUUCACAGGAAAGUAAAGAGAUGGAAAAGGUCGGGCGUAGACCAGUCAGCCAGCCGGAUAAUGAAUAUUCAUCUAUUAAUGUUGUGUAUGCAUUUAAUAGUCUUGCUACUCGUACAGAUCUAUAUACAUAAUCCAACGUUCCAUUCUUAUAAAUAUUAUUGUUAAUGGAUAUUUAGUUUUAUUUUGUAUUUUACAAGGUUAAAAGUGAAUUGCUGCAUAAUUUAAGGUAGAUAUUUGUAUAGGGGAUCGACACAAUGUUUUUUCAUAACGCACAUGAUUACGCUCUUUUUUCGUAUUCAUUUUAACAAGAAAUAUCCCGUGUACGAAUUUAGUUUUAUCAUUGGUGCAAACCUGUUAAUCUUAGCCUGAGUGACAGCUAUUAUUAAUCUAAGUGUAUGUGAUGUUGUUGUAAUACUACUAAUGCUAUUUAUAUCAUGUUCAACACUCAAAUAUAUUUUAGUCAAUUUGAAAACAAUUCCUCAAGGUUAUAUUCACAAGCCACACCCCUCUCCAUCUUGAGUUGUUAAUUGUGUUAUUAUCUCCGCUUGAAACUGAAAAGAAUUUGUUUUUAUAACUGUACACAAACACACACACACACACACACACACACACACACACACACACACAGACACCCACACGCAUGCUUACACACACA
Gigantopelta aegis is the source of this 4492-nucleotide messenger RNA. RefSeq names its product serine/arginine repetitive matrix protein 1-like. The coding region runs from base 1586 to 3388 and encodes 600 amino acids. Lineage: Eukaryota; Metazoa; Mollusca; Gastropoda; Neomphalida; Peltospiridae. The transcript has a single exon. The record is from RefSeq and is a predicted model, not a curated record.